AACGAAUAAGUUGCUUUUACAGGGAUCCCAAACACCCACGCUAACAAACGGCAAAUCCCGGUUGAUUGGAGAUGCUCUAUAGUUCGCCGGUAUCAAUUCUCCGAUCAUCCGCCGCUUCUCGCUCCGCUUUGGUCGUUGCUUGGCCGCUCGCCCAGCGUUCAUAUUUACCACACCUCUUCCCGGUUCAGCAAACUGAUAGUAAAUUUGACAAAAUCGGCGCUCGUCACAAUCUAGUCAAAGUUACUACUGCCCGUACGAUCACUUGUGCUUCGGCAUCAUCCAUGGCGUCUUCUUUUAGCCCUGAGAAAGCUAGGGUUCCCCCUGCUAUCGAACUUCCCGUCCCUCCUAUCUCUAAGUUCAAGAUUGGACUAUGUCAGUUGUCCGUGACAGCGGACAAGGAGAGGAAUAUUGCUCAUGCUCGUCUAGCAAUUGAGGAGGCUGCUGAAAAGGGUGCCAAGCUUGUUCUUCUGCCAGAAAUAUGGAAUAGCCCAUAUUCAAAUGAUAGCUUUCCUGUCUAUGCUGAGGACAUCAAUGCUGGAGAGGACUCUUCUCCUUCAACAACAAUGUUGUCUGAAGUUGCUCGUUCUUUGAAGAUCACGAUAGUCGGUGGGUCAAUACCAGAAAGAUGUGGGGACAAGCUGUACAAUACUUGUUGCAUUUUUGGUACUGAUGGAAAGCUGAAGGCCAAACACAGAAAGAUACACCUUUUUGAUAUCAAUAUCCCUGGAAAGAUUACAUUUGAAGAAUCAAAAACUCUUACGGCCGGAGAAACUCCUACUGUCGUGGAUACAGAUGUUGGACGCAUAGGUAUAGGUAUCUGCUAUGACAUUCGAUUUCAGGAACUGGCCGCACUAUAUGCAGCUAGAGGUGCUCACCUACUUUGUUAUCCUGGGGCCUUCAACAUGACUACUGGUCCACUGCAUUGGGAGUUACUACAAAGGGCAAGGGCUGUAGAUAAUCAGUUAUAUGUAGCAACUUGCUCUCCUGCUCGAGAUGCUGGGUCUGGAUAUGUGGCAUGGGGCCAUUCGACCCUUGUUGGACCAUUUGGAGAGAUUUUGGCUACUACAGAACACGAAGAGGCAACCAUCAUAUCAGAGAUUGAUUAUUCAGUACUUGAGCUAAGGAGGACCAAUCUCCCACUACAGAAGCAACGUCGUGGUGACCUUUACAGCUUGGUCGAUGUUCAAAGGUUAAAUUCUCAAUGAUUGCUGCCAUAUUUUGUAAUUCAAAUCUAUCGACUUUUCUUUCUCCAAAAAUAAAAAAGUUAUCGACCUUUUAACUUAAGUCGGGUAUGUGUGUAUUUAAUCGUUGAAGUAAAAUCUGGUGUGAGCUGUUGUAGCUUCUUGUAUCGCACUUUUACUGAUACUCAUUCCUUAUGGAAAUGGUGAUGCCUUCUUUCUUCCAGCC
Molecule: messenger RNA, 1407 nt
Organism: Cynara cardunculus var. scolymus (artichoke)
Lineage: Eukaryota; Viridiplantae; Streptophyta; Magnoliopsida; Asterales; Asteraceae
Product: omega-amidase, chloroplastic
Exons: 10
Coding region: 72-1205 (377 amino acids)
Biological process (GO): L-glutamine metabolic process; oxaloacetate metabolic process
Cellular component (GO): mitochondrion
Molecular function (GO): omega-amidase activity
Source: RefSeq, a predicted model, not a curated record